Symbiodinium necroappetens is the source of this 1077-nucleotide messenger RNA. Lineage: Eukaryota; Dinophyceae; Suessiales; Symbiodiniaceae. The record is from the annotation of a GenBank genome assembly.
AUGCAAGCGGCCCUCGAAGAGGCGCAGCAGCACCAGUGUAUCGCGAACUUUACGGCCAUCCCUGGGGAUCUCUACGAGCGGGAGAUCGCGAGGUACACCCACUUCUGCCUCGUCCCCGAGGCUGACAUCUGUGGAAACCUGGACGGGAGGGAGCUGCUGCCAGACCUGGACUUCGACCUGCUCGCCUCCAUCCCGCUCUUCCUGAAGGUCGCCGGCAUCGCAAGCACCGCCUCCUUGGGCCAGGUGAACCUCUGCAGAAGAGCCGUUCAGAGCUUCUGCCAGCAGAUCUAUACCGUCCAGACUACGCUGCUCCAGGAGCAGCGUGCGGACAUCUGUGGGAAGAAGUCUGGCAAGGUUGUCGGGAGCAAGAAGACAAUCCGGUACGAGGCCAGCCGGGAGUACGAGGACGAAGUCUUCGGGCUCACUUCCGUCACCUUCCAGAGCUUCCUCCUGAUCAUCCUCUUCCUCUGGGGCCUGGCCUCGGUGACGGAGUUCCGGAGCAUCCUGGUCUGGUGGAAUGUUAUCCUGACCCUGCCCACCGCCGUGGCGGCAGCAUGCAUCGUCUACAAGUACCCACCUGGGGCUGAGGCUGAGGACGACUGCACGGUGGAGAUUGCGGGGCUGACCUGGAAAACUCGCCUUAGCACUGUUUUCACGAACCUGCUGCCGCGCACCGUGCUGCAGUGCGUGUUCUUCGUGGUGGGAAUCGAGUACCUGCUGUCGGUGAAGCAGAUCUCGGAGCUGAUUCUGAACAGCUUGGCACUGAUGGUGCUCGUGACCAUCGACGAGAUGCUCUUUGCCGCCUUCACCGGCGAGCAGAAUGCCAUCUGGAUACAAAACUCUGAGCCACUGCAGGGGCGAUCCCUUCACUGGCUGGACUGCCUGCUGUCCGUGACGCACAUGCCCUUGGGCAUGUUUAUCUUUCUUCCCAUCAGUGCCACUCUGGCGUUCUACAUUCAGUCCCAUGUGACAACGACGGCUUUACAGGCCCAGGCAACGUAUUGCCUCUGCGAUCUCAAGGGUGACGACUGCUUCGCGCCGGAAUUUCUCGCUGGCCGCGUGGCGGCUGCGCUGUGA